This is a messenger RNA of Ochotona princeps (American pika), 2853 nucleotides long. RefSeq names its product glutamate metabotropic receptor 1 (gene GRM1). The transcript is spliced from 8 exons. Bases 1 to 2853 code for a protein of 950 amino acids. Gene Ontology annotation, cellular component: postsynaptic density membrane. Lineage: Eukaryota; Metazoa; Chordata; Mammalia; Lagomorpha; Ochotonidae. Gene Ontology annotation, biological process: regulation of synaptic transmission, glutamatergic; G protein-coupled glutamate receptor signaling pathway. The record is from RefSeq and is a predicted model, not a curated record. Gene Ontology annotation, molecular function: G protein-coupled receptor activity involved in regulation of postsynaptic membrane potential; adenylate cyclase inhibiting G protein-coupled glutamate receptor activity.
AUGGCCACCCUCUCUCCGGCACCCUUCCUUCCACCUGGCCUCUUCCAUCCGUCUGUUGUCCAGCGUCUUAGUCGUCCGUUCGUCUGUCCUCCCCUGUCGUCCAUUCGUCUGCGUUCGUCUGACGUGUCUGUCGUCCCCUGUCGUCCAUAUAAUGCUGAGCUCUGUGUGAGACCUUUGUCAUUCUCUCUCCCCACCCUGGUUCCUGUCUUUAGCGAUGGAUGGGCAGACAGAGAUGAAGUCAUUGAAGGGUAUGAGGUGGAAGCCAACGGGGGAAUCACAAUCAAGCUGCAGUCUCCGGAGGUCCGGUCGUUUGAUGACUACUUCCUGAAACUGAGGCUGGACACCAACACAAGGAAUCCUUGGUUCCCCGAGUUCUGGCAACAUCGGUUCCAGUGCCGUCUGCCAGGACAUCUACUGGAAAAUCCCAACUUUAAAAGAAUCUGCACAGGCAAUGAAAGCUUAGAAGAAAACUAUGUGCAAGACAGUAAAAUGGGUUUUGUCAUCAACGCCAUCUAUGCCAUGGCUCAUGGGCUGCAGAACAUGCACCAUGCUCUCUGCCCUGGCCACGUGGGCCUGUGCGAUGCCAUGAAGCCCAUUGACGGACGCAAACUCCUGGACUUUCUUAUCAAGUCCUCCUUCAUCGGCGUGUCUGGAGAGGAGGUGUGGUUCGAUGAGAAAGGGGAUGCUCCUGGCAGGUACGAUAUUAUGAAUCUUCAGUAUACUGAAGCUAAUCGCUAUGACUAUGUACAUGUUGGGACCUGGCAUGAAGGUGUGUUGAACAUUGAUGAUUAUAAAAUCCAGAUGAACAAGAGUGGAGUAGUGCGGUCUGUGUGCAGUGAACCUUGUUUGAAGGGUCAGAUUAAGGUCAUACGGAAAGGAGAAGUGAGCUGCUGCUGGAUUUGCACAGCCUGCAAGGAGAAUGAAUUUGUACAAGAUGAAUUCACCUGCAAAGCUUGUGACUUGGGGUGGUGGCCCAAUGCAGAUCUAACAGGCUGUGAGCCCAUUCCUGUUCGCUAUCUUGAAUGGAGCAACAUAGAAUCAAUCAUAGCCAUCGCCUUUUCUUGCCUGGGCAUCUUGGUUACCUUGUUUGUCACCCUCAUCUUUGUGCUGUACCGGGACACUCCUGUGGUCAAAUCCUCCAGUCGGGAGCUCUGCUAUAUCAUCUUGGCUGGCAUCUUCCUAGGCUAUGUGUGCCCAUUCACUCUCAUUGCCAAGCCUACUACCACAUCCUGCUACCUCCAACGCCUCCUGGUUGGCCUCUCCUCUGCCAUGUGCUACUCUGCCUUGGUAACCAAAACCAAUCGUAUCGCACGCAUCCUGGCUGGCAGCAAGAAGAAGAUCUGUACCCGGAAGCCCAGGUUCAUGAGUGCCUGGGCCCAGGUGAUCAUUGCCUCAAUUUUGAUUAGUGUACAGCUAACACUGGUGGUAACACUGAUUAUCAUGGAACCCCCCAUGCCCAUUCUGUCCUAUCCAAGCAUCAAGGAAGUCUACCUUAUCUGCAAUACCAGCAACCUGGGUGUGGUCGCUCCUUUGGGCUAUAACGGACUCCUCAUCAUGAGCUGUACCUACUAUGCCUUCAAGACUCGCAACGUACCCGCCAACUUCAACGAGGCCAAAUAUAUCGCCUUCACUAUGUACACUACCUGCAUCAUCUGGCUUGCUUUUGUACCCAUUUACUUUGGGAGCAACUACAAGAUCAUCACCACCUGCUUUGCAGUGAGCCUCAGUGUAACAGUGGCACUGGGGUGCAUGUUCACUCCAAAGAUGUACAUCAUUAUUGCUAAGCCUGAGAGGAAUGUCCGCAGUGCCUUCACCACCUCGGAUGUCGUCCGCAUGCAUGUUGGCGAUGGCAAGCUGCCCUGCCGCUCCAACACUUUCCUCAAUAUUUUCCGAAGAAAGAAGCCAGGGGCAGGGAAUGCCAAUUCUAAUGGCAAGUCUGUGUCAUGGUCUGAACCAGGUGGAAGACAGGUGCCCAAGGGACAGCAGAUGUGGCACCGCCUCUCUGUGCACGUGAAGACCAACGAGACGGCCUGUAAUCAAACUGCCGUCAUCAAACCCCUCACGAAAAGUUACCAAGGCUCUGGCAAGAGCCUGACCUUUUCAGAUACCAGCACCAAGACCCUCUAUAAUGUUUCAGAGGAAGAGGAUGCCCAGCAGGGUCACUUUAGUCCUCCCAGCAGCCCUUCCAUGGUGGUGCACAGGCGCGUGUCCCUCUCGGCGACCACCACGCCUCUGCCGCCCCCCAUGACCACAGAUGAGACCCCCCUGUUCCUGGCCGAUCCUGCCCUCCCCAAGGCCUUGCCCCCUCUGCUCCAGCAGCAGCAGCAGCCACAACCACAGCCGUUGCAACAGCAGAAGUCCCUGAUGGAUCAGCUGCAGGGAGUGAUCAGCAACUUUAGCCCUGGGAUUCCAGAUUUCCACGCAGUGCUGUCAGGCCCAGGGGGGCCGGUUCCAGGGCUGAGGUCCCUGUACCCGCCCGCGCCUCCACCCCAGCACCUGCAGAUGCUGCCCCUUCAGCUGAGCUCUUUGGAGGAUGAAACUGUCUCCUCCCCAGCGGACGACGAAGAUGACAGUGAGAGGUUUAAGCUCCUCCAGGAGUAUGUGUACGAGCGGGAGGGGAACACAGAGGAGGACGAGCUGGAGGAGGAGGACGAGGAGCUGCCAGCGGGCAGCAAGGUGACACCUGAGGAUUCUCCAGCCCUGACGCCUCCGUCUCCUUUCCGAGACUCGGUGGCCUCGGGCAGCUCAGCGCCCAGCUCCCCUGUGUCUGAAUCUGUGCUCUGCACCCCGCCCAAUGUGAGCUAUGCCUCAGUCAUCCUGAGGGACUACAAGCAAAGCUCUUCCACCCUGUAG